Molecule: messenger RNA, 911 nt
Organism: Fomitopsis serialis
Lineage: Eukaryota; Fungi; Basidiomycota; Agaricomycetes; Polyporales; Fomitopsidaceae
Product: Ctr copper transporter family-domain-containing protein
Exons: 4
Coding region: 195-818 (207 amino acids)
Biological process (GO): intracellular copper ion homeostasis; copper ion transmembrane transport
Cellular component (GO): plasma membrane
Molecular function (GO): copper ion transmembrane transporter activity
Source: RefSeq, a predicted model, not a curated record
GUCCUCUUCGCCCUGGAAAGGACUUUUUGGUCGGUACGGUUGUCUGGUCUCUGUUCGCCCAGUUCUAUCCUCUGAGUCUGCAAGCCCGACUCUUCGGAAGUCCCCGUCGGCACGUGACCCGCCAUCGUCUAAGUUACUUAGGGCGCAGCCACUAGCGAUUCCCCUCAAUCACUUCACCGACAAGUCUAGCGACCAUGGAUAUGUCCAUGUCCAUGUCAAUGUCCUCCACCGCCUCAGCCUCCAUGGCGUCGUCCACCUCCGGUUCGAUGAAUAUGGACGACAUGAUGAUGAUGGUCCCUUACCUUCACUUCACUGGGGGUGACAACCUCUUCUUCAAGACAUUGACCCCUUCGUCGCACGGCGCAAUCGCUGGGGCUUGUAUCAUCCUUGUAGCAUUUGCCGUUGUCGAACGGUGGUUUGCUUCUGUGCGCAGCCGUCUGACUGUGCACUGGCGGAAGAGAGCUCUCGCUCUCGCGGCAAACAGGGAGAACGGCGGGAGGUCCGCUACGUCAACGCCUACGAAGGACGAGGAUGCUUGCUGCGACGUCGAGGAAGUCAGCGCCAACGGCUCAUCGGACAAGUACACUGGGCCUACGUCUGCCAUUCGCCGUGCCUGUCGCACCAUCGAGCCCUUCAUCCUAUCGCACGAUCUCCCCCGCGGCGCUCUCUACGCCCUUCAGGCGUUCCUGGCCUACACACUCAUGCUAGCCGUCAUGACGUUUCAGGCGGCCUACAUCAUUUCAAUCAUCGUCGGCCUGGGUCUAGGCGAAGUGGUUUUUGGCAGAUUGGGGACGGGCGACAGCCACCUGCUUCACUGAGUGGGACCGGCGAUAUUUCCGAACAACGUUCCUGAACACGAGAUCCCGCACUCUACUCCCUCCCGAGUCCACCUUCUCCUCACAUGCUCCCAC